AUGCGCGACGCCGCGGAGCAAAGACACUCUCCUGUCGAGCCGCAGCGUCCGCAGUCGCAGCAUCGGCAGCCGGAGGAGGACCAUCACCAGCAACAUGAGGAUGCCGCGCACAAUCAUCGGCGUGGAAGCUACACGGCCUCCGUCGGCGGCGUUGCCAUCGAUGAGGCAGCGUCGUUUCAGGCACCUCCGUGGGCACGUCCGUUGGCUACGGCGCCCCCACAGCAUCCCGGGUUCGCAGAAAGCUUUGGCGGCAUGCCUGCCGCACUGCUGCUGUCGCGGACCAUACGCAACCAGACGCACGCCCGUGGUAUGGGUAGCCUUUCCUGUGUGGCCAGCGCACGCAGCGCCGCCGACAAGGACGAAUCCGUCACGCCGGAGGUACCGCGAAGCCUCUGUCGACACACCGCCGCCUUCCCGUCCCACCACCUCUCAACCGGCUCUACCGGCACUCCGUCCUCCUCGCCCGCCACCGCGUUUACCGCCGAACUGGAGAUGCCGCUGCAAUUUGAGUCGCUGUGGGGCGACAUUGACCGCUACCUCUUCGCGGUUUACACCACCUUGCAGGCCGACGACGAGGUCUCGCUGCGGCCUUUGCGGACGCCGAAACACCGGAUGGGCUGGUACACAGCCAUCUACAACGCUUGUAGCGGAGACCCCACCAAGUCGCGUGAGCUUUACGCACGCCUCGCGCUUCUUCUGCUGCACAUCCUCGAGUCCCAUGUCCUCUUCCCCGUUCUGCAGAAUGUAGACCACAGCCGAGUGCAAUUUCUUACAGGCGCGGAGGACAGCGUAGGCGCGCGCGGCAGCGGAAGCGGUCAGCGGGGUCGAAGCAGCCGCAGUGUCCCAACGGAAAGCGGUAUCGCUGGCUGCCGCAGCAGCAGCAGCAGCGGUUGGAGUCGUUUCAAGAGCAUCGCCACGGCUGCCACCAGUGGGCCCGCGCACAGGACACCGUCGAAGGAAGGGCACCGCAACUCGUCCUUUAGGUGGUCUUCCAGCGGCCACCGCAACAGUGACGGCUCACUUUCCUUCAUGAAACGCCUCUUCCACCCCUCGCCGCACCCGACCGCGACAACCACAGCGGCAAGAGCGUCCCCGGUCGGCGGUGGAGGCAUUAAAGCCAACGAGGAGGAAGGCGGCGCAGGGCGGCCUCCGCAGUCGCCACGGACGCCUGCGAUGCCAGCACCGGUGAACGGCGACUCAAUGGCAAGCAGCAGCGUUGGCGGCCGCGGCACGAGCUGGCUUGGGCAGCAGGCCGGGAGCGGUUCCCUUGCAGUGCCGAAAUCCCCCGCAGCGGCCAACGAGCUCCAGACGGCAUUUGCCGGCUUCGACAGCACCGUGCAUCGCUCGCCGAAGAACCGUGUUUCCUUGGAGCUUCCGAAUCACCAACAGCGGACCACCAGCUUCCCGAUCGUUGCCAGCACGCAGUCCAGAGCCACCACGAGCCCCACGCGGCCCCCAGCGAUACCAAAGCACACGCCGCUCACCCCGUCGUCCCUGACGAGUCUCCACAUCACCCAGCACACAGUCAACAUCCCGACCGAGUCUGGCCCCUCACCGCUCAUGGCCCGCCCACCCACCUUCAUCGGCGGAAAAGCGCUGCCGACGGCGACGCACAGCACUGUCUCCCCUCGCCACGCCCGCGUCGCGUCAAAGACGGGGCGGGUGGUGGUUGACGACGAAGAGGAGGUUCUGUGUGCAGUCAACACCGUCCCCGCGGCGGCGCGGCACUCACUGCGGCGACUUCCGCGCCGGGACAGCAGCAGCGACAGCAACUCGGUAGCCGCGCUUGUGUCCUUCAACGACACGGAAGAGGGCAGCGCCGGCGCGCAAGCCGGCGCUGACGACGACGACGGGUCGCUGCACACCAUGAACUCCCUCUCUUCCGAAAGCAUCGGUCGUGAAAGCCGAGUCCGCCUCGGCAAAUACUCUAGCGAAUGCGCUACUGCCGCCGCGGCGCGCGAGGAUGCCCGUGGCCUCAAUGCAGCUCGCGCUGGAGAAGCUCCUGGCACCGGCCACUCCGAUGAAGGCGGCACGGCGGAGCCGCCGGCGAGCUUUGUCUCGCCUUUCACGACAACUCUGUCGCCAGGCGACGACAUGCUUUCCCCGCUCCUCGCUCCAGAGGCGCCUGCGACGAUGCGCAGCACAGGCACCAAAGCCCCUCCCUCCCUGCUGAGGGACACUGCAGCCGUCGACGCCUCUACACGCUGCACAUCGUCCCCGGACGCGAAAACAGUGAGUGACACCUCGGUGACCGCCGCCGUCUACAGCGCGCGUGAGGCCUCUCCAUCGUCGCCAAGCGCUACCGUGACCCUUGCCCCAUCUGCGGCCAGCGUGACUACGAACACCGGGAUAACCUCGCCCGCCACCCCAGCUUACUCCGCCCCGGGGAUGACGUCAUCUGCUGCGCGCGCCACUGGCACCACCCGCCCAGAUGAGCGCCGCUGCAGUCUCUGCUACACGUUCCUGCAGGAGUGGCAAACAUUUGUGGUCUUCCGCAGCGUCGUUCUCUCGUGCUUCCGCUAUCUCGACCAGUACUACACCCGCCGCUUCGGCAUGGACACAAUCACGCUCAUGUGCUUCAAGGUCUUCUACGUUGUCGUCUAUGAGCCCCUUCGGCCACUGCUGGUGAUCGAACUGGGCUACCUGAUGCAGUACGUGCGCGAGAUGUUCGAGACGACGGGCCAGGUUGCAUGGGAGCAGCUGAGGCUUGUCCAAGAGACGUACAGCGUCGUCACGGAGUUGCUCCUUAUCGUGCAGUCUACCUCGUCCUCCAUGGUUGCCCAGCAGCAACAGACGGGGUCGGGUAUCAGCGGCGGUGGCGGUGGCGGUGGCGGUGGUGCUGCUGCGGCAGCGGCGGUCAGCGCAGCAACAGUGGCCACAGCGGGCAGUAUUAAUAUUACACACGGCCCACCAAGCGUCGUGGCCUCUUUUGCUGCAGGCCUGUCAUCGAUGGUGGGCCCGUUCAGCACCGCCGAAGCGGCGGUGGCGGAGACACCCGUGAGGAGUCACACCAGCAGUCGCGCUCGCAGCACCAGCGGCCACAACCUGAGCACAGCGAGCAGUGCGGUUAGCACACCGCACCUGGGUGCGCUCGACCUGCACAGCAGCAGCAGCACCGUCGCGGCGCCCUCACCGGCAGUCGCUGACGGGGAGUGGUCCGGCGUGCAUCCGCACGUCAGCCGACGACGUCGUUUGAUCUCUCUCUUCACCAGUGGGCGCCUCGGUGAUGGCGCGAAAGGCGGCGGCAGCAGCGGCCGCGACCAGCGUGCCACCUUGUGGGCAAGCUCCACUCCGGUGAGCCCGUGGGUGGGUCUGGCGUCGUCGACCUCGUCCGCGGCACGACUCCCCUCCACCUUUGAAAGCGCGUUGCGGCCGUCAGCCGGUCGUGGCGGCGACAGUGGUAGGCUGUCAGCUAGAGAUAAAGCGGAGGGCCGCAGCGACAAGCAGCAGGGGAGCGCGGCGAAGACAGACCACAUCUCAGCGCCUGCAGUAGUGGUGGACCUCCGCGGCACGGUGCAACUGCGCGAUCGCCUCGAAGGCCACACGACAGCCCAUCACCUGACCACGCAGGCGCUGAAGCAAUGGGAAGGCAUGUCUGCUGACCGUCGGCUGCGCCUCGGCACCAUCAUCAAGGGGGUCGCGAAGCCGCUGUCAACGAUUGUAAUGGAGGACGUGGGCAACGAGUACGUCGCCGGUAUCUAUGCUUUCUACCGGCCCACGCGCGACGCGCGCCGCAGCACCGAAGAAGGCCGGCGCAGCUACGUGAGUUGGGCACGUGAUGUGAAAGAACUGGAGAAGCAUGUGUGGCGGCGGGUGCAACUGCCUUUCCUGCACACCUCACUGCGAUCUGCCGUGAAUGAGGUGCUGGUUGUGGAGCCGCACCGCAGCAUUCUGCUGGAUGCCCGCUUCGGCUUGCGUGCGCUGCUAGACACGUGGAGCGUAAGCGUGGAGUCAGCAGACCUUAGCCUCGCCCCGCAGACGUCGGCCGCCGUGGCGGGGCCUGGUGGUGCAGCGAUGCAAGCGGACGGCAGCAGUGCCACCACAGCCACCGCCUUCCACCGGCGAACCGGCAGCACGAUGACGUCGACGUCGCUCGGAGGCAGCUUGGGCGAGGCCGACCCGCUGGCGAGCAGCGGCGUGCAGCGUGACGGCGGCAAGUAUCCCGGGUCACUGAUGUUGUUUGGGGUGCAGGGCAGCCAUCCGACCCACCCCUUAUCCUUUCCGCAUCAGCGCACCCCCCGCUCCUUUUUCUUCGACAGUGGCGAGAAGGCCGAGGCGGUGUCGCAGAUAUCAUGCUCAGAUUUCUCCGGAGAGGAGCGGAAGAAGGACGACGGGCGACAUGGUGGCAGUGGUGGUGGCAUUGUGAGCGGGGCGCGGUGGACAACAGCGGGGAGCAACGACAGUCACAGCACAGUCAUCACGGUCGCCUCCGCCAUCGGCCCCAGUAGCAGCGAACGCUUCAUGGAACAUGCGGGGGCGUGGGCAGGCAGGAGGCGUGGAGAAGAAAAACCGUCGACGGCGGUCACGGCGUCCACGCCACGUUUCAUGAGCAGGGAGGACAGCAGUAUCUGUGCCCCACCAAUGGAACCCGCGAAGCGCGCUGCCCUUGCGCCUCACUCUCGAGUGCGGCCAGAGCAGACAUCCCCGUCCUCGGGAACCGCCGCCGCUGCCGAGGCCGGUAGGACCCUCUCGAGCGAGGCUGAGGGCGAUGCGGUGUCUGCUCUGGCCGCACUCGAGUCGCUCUGCGGUCUCUUCAGCAACGUUACCGAGGACGAGUGCUUCGUGCUGAUGGCCGCCAUCCUCAUCACAAAACUAAUCCGCGAUGCGGCGGACGUCAUCGAGCGAUAUCUGCGCGCCGUGAGCAGCCCGGCCUCGGCAGCGCCGUCGAAGCCACACCCGCAAGCGCUCGGGAUCGACUUGAUGGCAAGCUUGGUCAGGCUCGUGGAGCGCUACACGGACCUUGUCGAGGGCGUCUUCCACAACCACGCGACUGUGCUCCGUGCGUUGUUGAACGCGAUAGAGGAGCUGGCGUGUCCGUUUCGCUGGACUCGAAAGGGUGCGCUGCAGGCGUCUCAGCAGCGCGCCCAGGAAGCGCUCAUGGCGCCCGCAUCAGCAAUACCCGGGGUCUUUGGCGGUUCGUGGAGCAAGGUAGCAUCGAGCACCGGCGCGGAUCUGCCGAGUGUGCUGCUCAGCCGAGACGCACGGCAGGCCACCUUGCCGCUCGUCUCGCUUGCGGCGAACUACCCACAAGCGGUACAGCAGUUGAAGUUAUCGGUGCUGAUUGCUCGAUACACGGACGUCCUCCUGCAGCAGGAGCGCGGUGGUGGUCGGGUGUUGAGCGGCAACCUCCACAAACGACUCCGCCUCGUUGCGCGACUGGUGUCCCUGCUCGAGGACAAGGACACGUUCCUCGAGCACCACCGGCUGUGCUUGGCGCGGCGUUUACUCGGUUAUUCGAGUGGACCGGCGGCACCGCAGCUGGAAGCGGCAUUGCCAGUCGGACAGGCCUCCCAGGGCUCUUCCGCGUCGGCCCCGCUGAACUUGGAGGCGGAGCGCCACUUUGUGAGCUUCCUUCAGUCGUGCCUUGGCGUCACGGCUACACAUGCUUUUGAGGCGAUGCUGCGCGACUACGAGGGGGCAGAGCGGACGCGAGACCUCUUCGAGCAGGAGGCAGCCUACCUGGAGCUCCCCACGAAGAUACGUGUGCAGCUGAUCACCUCCGCUCAAUGGCCAACCUACGCUAUGCCUCCCCUGCAGGCGCACGCCUCGCUCCAGCGCGGUAUGGAGGUGUUCCGAGCCUACUAUGCCCGCCAGCACCCCUCGCGCACUCUGCUGUGGGUCUUCAGCCUUGGCAGCGCCACCCUCAUCGCCGAGUUUGCCUCUGGCACGAAGCAGGUGGUCGCGAGCACGCUCUUGGCAACGCUGCUCGUGGUGGUGAGCGACGCCUACAACGCAGAGGCGUCAGAUGCGGCGCAAACCGGCGCGCUCACGGGGGCCCAGCUGGCUCGCACACUCGGACUGCCCUUUCACGCUCUGCGCGCCCACCUGCACUUGCUGACGCAGCAUCGAGCGUUUAACCUCCUGCGGUGGAUUCCUGGGAACAACAACAACAACAACAACAGCGGCGGCGGCGGAGCAGCGGCGGCGGCGGCCACGACGGCGUCCAUCAUGGAGAACGACUCCUUCUCGCUGAAUCCUUGUUAUGCACACAAGCUGCGUAAGAUACGCCUGCCGCUGCCCAAGGCUCGCCCUACCGGCCUACCGUCCAGCGACGCUCAAGCAUUCGACGGUGGCCCCGAGUUCGCCUCUCGGUCAGAGCCGUCUGCCACCUCGUCUAGCCCAGGCGCCACCACCGCUGCAGCGACGAUGACAGCCGUUGCCUGUGAAGAUGCGGUUGUCGCCCAGCAUGUGCAAGCGACGCGACGGGUGCUGCUCGAUGCCGCCCUUGUGCGGAUCCUCAAGAGUCGCCGUGUCGUGCUCUUCGAGGACUUGCUUCAGACCGUCACGACGCACCUCUCACGCCAGUUCAUGCCCUCGCGACGUGAUAUCAAGGCGCAGCUGGAGGGGCUCGUCGACCGCGAUUACGUGAAGCGCAGCCCCACCGACCCGAACACCUUUGUGUACCUCUCCUAA
Molecule: messenger RNA, 6633 nt
Organism: Leishmania mexicana MHOM/GT/2001/U1103
Lineage: Eukaryota; Euglenozoa; Kinetoplastea; Trypanosomatida; Trypanosomatidae
Exons: 1
Coding region: 1-6633 (2210 amino acids)
Biological process (GO): ubiquitin-dependent protein catabolic process; protein ubiquitination
Cellular component (GO): cullin-RING ubiquitin ligase complex
Molecular function (GO): ubiquitin protein ligase binding
Source: RefSeq, a predicted model, not a curated record